Molecule: messenger RNA, 4205 nt
Organism: Varanus komodoensis (Komodo dragon)
Lineage: Eukaryota; Metazoa; Chordata; Lepidosauria; Squamata; Varanidae
Product: interleukin-1 receptor-like 2
Exons: 12
Coding region: 208-1854 (548 amino acids)
Biological process (GO): regulation of inflammatory response; signal transduction
Molecular function (GO): interleukin-1, type I, activating receptor activity
Source: RefSeq, a predicted model, not a curated record
AUGCAGCGCCUUCCACAGGUCCUAAAAUGAGCACACAUUGUUCCACAAUGCCAAAUGCAGGUUUUAUAGAGGAUUGCAGUUACAGGAUUACAGUGGAUAAGACAACUUGGGGUUGAAAUUCUCCAGAAAGAAGACUUUGGUGUUUCAUCAUGAAAAGCUAGUGUUUGAAUUGGGAUAGUGAUUCCUUCUGUUGAAUCUCAGCAAAACAUGGCUGUUUCAGGACUUUUCUAUCCUGUUAUACUAUCAUUCUUCUAUAUGUUCAGAUCAGAGAAAUGUAUUGUUCAGGAAAACAAUGUGUACCUGAAAGAGGUUGAAGAUGGGCAGCCGGUUGGGCUUGAUUGCCCUUUCUAUAGACUAUCUUAUCAGGAACGUAUAAACUAUAGGUUCACCUGGUAUAUAAAGGGAAACAAAACACCUAUAUUGGAAGAACCAUCUUCAAGAAUUCAUCAACGUGAUAAUUUGCUUUGGUUUUUUCCUGUCGUAUAUCAAGAUUCUGGAGCCUAUGAAUGUUUUGCACGUGACAGGAAUUCCACAAGCUGUUACAAAAGCAUUGUCCAAAUAUCAGUUUUCAAUAAAAGUGCUGGCCUUUGUUUUAAUGAGAAAUUCUACGAUGAGCAAGAGAUCCCGUUUUCAUCAACUUCAAAGAUUGUGUGUUAUCAUAUGGAUAAUUUCAGAGAAGGGAUGGCUAAUUUUUCCAUUCAUUGGUAUAAGGGAUGCAUGCCAGUACAAGGAGAACGAUUCCUCUUCGUGAAAGAAGUGCUUAUAAUACGUAACGUGAGAGAAGAGGAUAAAGGAAAAUACCAGUGUAAAGGACAAUACACUUAUCUGGGGAAUAAAUACAACUUUUCAAAGAGCAUUUUGGUGACUGUUAAAGGGAAAAAAGAGAGAAAGCGAACUGAGAUUCUAUACCCCAGAAACAAUACAAUUGAAGCAGAACUUGGAUCCAACGUAUUUACAUGGUGCAAUGUAUCAAGUUAUAAAGACACAUUCAUUUCUAUAUCCUGGAGAGUCAAUAAAACUCUAGUUGAUGUUUUGUUUAAAGGUAGAAUUGAAGAAGGAAUCCAACAAGAGUUUUCUGUUGAUGGAGCACAGAUUUUUAUAGUGUCUUUGAAUAUUACAAAGUUGAAAAAUGAAGAUUAUGGCCGCUUGUUUGUUUGCCAGGCUGGUGAAGUUGCUGCAUACAUCAGAAUACGACGCCCAAGAAAAAAUCUCGCAGGACUUGCUGCAUUGGUGUUGCUAAUACUUGUUCCUAUAUUCAUCUGCAUCUUAUUCAAGAUCGAACUUGUGCUUUGGUAUCGAAAGUCAUGCCAUCCUUUCCUUCACAAAAAAGUUUCAGAUGGGAAGAUCUAUGAUGCGUACGUAUUGUAUCCAAAGACUGACACCCAAGACUGCUUUGCCCUGAAAGUGCUUCCUGAGGUUUUGGAGAAACAGUGUGGGUAUAAUCUGUUUAUACUUGGCAGGGAUGAUAUUCCAGGAAAAGCUCUAGUCAGUGUUGUCGAUGAAACCAUAAAGCAAAGCAGACGGCUGAUAAUUAUCUUAGCCCCAGGACUGCCAAGCUCAGAAGAACAGCACAUAGCUGUGUACCAUGCCCUCAUACCCGAUGGGAUGAAAGUGAUCCUGAUCGAGAUCGAUAAGAUCAAAGACUACAGCAACAUGCCAGAAUCCAUCAGGUAUAUCAAACAGAAGCAGGGAGCCAUCACAUGGAAAGGGGACCUCAAAAAGAGAAGUGCUUACUCUGCAAAUAGCAGGUUCUGGAAAAGGGUCAGGUACCAAAUGCCACCAGAACAACAUGUUUUCCCAGAUGUACCUUUGGUGCCAACACCUCUUGAUGCUCACCAGACAUUAGGAACGUGACCCUUAUGUCAUUUUAGCAAGUUGGGAUAGAGCUGCCUGAAGAACACUUUGGACAUCCUAUAUGGACUCUUACCAUACUGGAGAUGAUUUUUAGCUAAUCAUCAUUUUCAGGUUCAGAAACCACAUGGCAUUUCAAAGGGGCAAGCAGACAAAUCCACUUGAAAGGGCAUGUAUCAUAAAGGUCUGCUGAGCAAUACUUUUUACCAUUUAUCCUCUCUGGGAAAAAAGACUACAACAGAGGUUCUGUGCUUAGCAAAUCUCAGAGCUGCAUGGGUUGCCCUUUGACAAAACUGAAACUCUGAGCUUCUUCAUGUGUACUGACUCUUCCUUCCCUGCCAGAAGCACUGUCAUUGGUAUCUGAGCUUCAUGUUGCCUCACACGGGGGAUUGCAUCUGCAGCCUAGCUUUACAUGGACAACAUCACCCAGCUAGGGCUAUCUACAUGGCACUGCUUAGCUGGACUGUGAGAAGCAUUUCUCUGGUCUUCUGAAGUUGAAAAGUUGUUCUCUAUUGUUUAAACUCUUGAAGAAUGACUUUGAUGGGUCUAGAAUCAUCUGCUGAUGCUCCUUCUCUCUCUCCAAAGUGGUUGAUGGGUAUGCGUAGAGGUCGCUUUAUAUUGUGCAUAUGUACAAUCUUUGCAAAGACCAAAUAACCUCAAAAAGGCCAUAGAAGUUCCAUCUGAUCAGAUGAUGAAACUUUGUACUAUGCAGAACAGUGCCAGGAUCAAUACUGCAUUGUGAAUGGCCUCUCUACCUAUUUUUCAGGUACCCGGCAUUUAAAUGCAAUGGUCUGUGUUUUUUGUAUUCCUCUCACACUGAUCUCUAUUUUCCUUUAUACCCACAUCUAUAUAUACACACCCCAACUUAAAAUAACAUUUCACAACUCUGAUGAAAGUGAUUCCAGUGCUUACUAGCAUGUCAGAUAAAUUUGUAGUGUCUAUGAUGGCACACAAGCAUUGAUCCCUUUUGUAAUAUGUGCUUUCUGUGACUGUUAUUAACAUUAAAUAAUAGUUAGAAACUGUAUUUUUCUGAUGAAAAUGUAGUAUUUGAAGGAGUGAGGUGGUUUUAACAUUAAACUUUGAAUGCUUUUAUUUAGUAAUAUAUUUUAUAAUAAUUUUUAUUGGUCCAGAAGACACAGCAGGAUUCUAAAAUGUGAAAUGGCUUACAUUACCAAUGAGAUUGACCGGUCAUGGAAUACUUGUGAUGAACCAGCAAGGAGACUUUUCUUGGCUUGUUUGGGAAACCUGUUUGGGAAACUCAGGUCCUUUUGAUCCCUUGGUAAACAAGGAUGAGCAAACAUUACUUAGGUGACCCUGCCACAUUCAUUUCAGCAUUCAGGCUGGUUCUGUCUGGCACUCAACAGCCUAUAUUCUGUUGCUCUGCUGAGAGAAACUUGUCCCUGGGUUUGUAAGUGUGCAAAAGGUGCAGCUGUCAGGAAGAAAAAGCCCUUCCAUGAUAAAUAGUGCAUAAUUGCUAAGUGAUGAAGUUGGAUCUUGGUUUGCUAUCCUCUGGGCUUGUGUGUUCCUCCCCACCUCCCCCCAGGCUUUAGGAUGUGUCUUCUUUUGUGUAAGGCAGAAUAUCAGUGCAAAGCAAUGUGGUCAGUUAUGUCAGCCAUAUAUUUCAAUCAGUUUCAUCUGAUUGAGAUCUCAAUCAGUUCAAUUUAUUUAUUUAUUUGAUUUUAUUUGAGAUAUUUCUAGGCCAUCCAUCACUCUGUGUCUCUGGAUGGCUCACAACAAUUCCAUCUCAAUCAGUUUCAUUGCUAUUGUACUCGGGAGAUAGUGCCACCAUGUUUGCCAUAACAACAACAAUAUAGUUGAUCACAGAAUUUAUAUACUAUUAUGAGAAGCAAUGAUCUGAGUUACUAGCAAAUAACAGAGACUACAAACUAAAAUGUUCGGUCCAGUAGUCUCACUGCCCCUUCUGCUCUCCGUCUCUAGAUAUGAUGCAGUCAGCAGCAUAAAUGGAGAGACAUCGUUCCCACAGUUAUGAAAAUAGUUAGUUGAGGAAGUUGACGUGUGAGGGGAGGGCGGAACAGAAGUGGGGGAAGUCAAUAGUGAAAAGGUUUACUUCUUCCCUCAUAGUGCCAGAAGUGGGAUUCUGGGCCCCCCCUCUCAUUACUAUGAGAAGUUGAAUGGUUCAGGGGAGACAAAAGAGCAAAUAAAGCUAAAUUGCAAAAUACUAUGAAAGCCACCAAUGCAGAUGGCUUUAAGAACAGCUACUAUGAGUCCCUGGCUUCAGCCACUAGAUGCUGCUUUCAUUGCUGAAAGGCAGCACCAGGAGAGGACUAGUGUGCUCAUGGCCCAUGUUUGAGGGCUUCCUUUAGCCUUGCCCAUGGGUGACCGGCUUGUCCUAU